AUGAUAACUUAAAUUUAAGAAAUUCUUAGAUCAGUGGAUAUUUUUGGUUAAUCCAUAAAUUUGAGUUUUAGAUAAAGGGAGAAGUACAAAACAAGUUUUGGUGGAUUUUUGUCUAUGUGCAUGACAGCCACUAUUAUUAGCUUCUUUUACUCAAAUAUCUUAAGCUUUUUUAGCAUGACAACCGUGACUUCAAAUGAAUCAUUAAUUUAUGAAGAUAAUCCACAACUACUAAAAUUAGAUCCAUCUAUAUUUAUGUUUGCAAUUUAAAUCGAACAAUCAGACUUCAUAAAUAAUCCCUUUUUCAAUAUCACUAUCGAACAAAGGCAUUACCAUAGGUAUGAUAAUGGAACUUAAUACAAAUAUCCAUCAUAAUACAUAGAUUUAGUAUAAUGUACGUAAAGUCAUUUCGCAAGCAUAUUUGAAAAAUACAAUAUUAGCUUUGAAGAGCAAUAUAACAAAUUAAAUAUAUCUAAUUUUUUAUGUCCAAAUCUAAAUAAUGAAAAUGCAUUGAAUCUCACAAUUGGUGGUACUUGGGCAAGUACGGAUUACUACUUUUUAAAAUUUUCUGUGAAGAAUUGCGUAAACAAUUCUGAAAGUACAUUCUCUUGGAAACCGACUUGUAAAUCUCCUGAACAAGUUAAAGAGGCAACUUAGAGUGCUGGGAGCUUUAGGUUUUAACUCUAUUAAAUAAACUAUCUCAUCAAUGCACAAAAACCGAAAGACUACAUUUAACCAUUUUUAUCCACAGACACCUUUUAUUCAUUUGUUCCAAAUAGUAUGUUCAUCCAAUCCGAUAUCUUCUUUAGAUUUAAAGAAAUCAGCUCAGAUAAGGGCAUAUUGAUGUACCCAGACAUAGAAAUGGAAACCUUCCCUUAUAGAGAAUAUGGAGAUUAAAGAGAGUAGAUUUCUAUUAAUUAAUUGACUCCAAAUUAUUACGGAGCCUUUUAUUUUAGUAGAAGUCCUUACAAAUAUACCAUAUAAAGAGAUUUUAUGAGAUUAGAUGAAUUGCUAAGUUAUUUAGGAGGGUUCACUUAGUUUAUGAUAGUGAUUGUGGGGAUUUUUGUAUCGAUUUAUAAUAGAGAACAUCUAAAGAUUCAAAUGGCAAAUGAUCUAUAUGAAUUUGAUAUGAGUUUGAAAAAAUAAAAUUUGAGAAAUAUAUCUAACAGUGUAAUGAAAUCUAAAUAAAAAUAAGGAACCUAAAAAAGGUGUUCAAAUAAAAAAAUUGACUCUAUAGGCCAAUCUCCAGAUAUUUGUUUAAAUAUUGAUAAAUAAAAUGUAAUUAGUGCUUAUCAUUAAUAGGAAGGGAUUGACAAUGAGUAAUAUGAGAUUUAGAAUAUUUAAAAGAACAACCUUAUUACUAAUUAAACAGUUCCUGAUAAACCUAUGAUGACUCAGAUGAAAAAUUAAGUCUCCAAAUACUUUGAUUAAUUUUGUUAAUAUGUGAAAAAAAAAUAUAAGGUCGAGAUAGGCUUAAGGAUGAUUAUUGCAUCAUUCUUACAAUUUGAUUGUUUGAAAAAUGAUGACGGAAUUGUUGUGGAAAAGGCUAUGUAAUUCUUAGUUAUCUAUUUUAGCAAUCAAGUAAACAAAGAGUUAGAUAUAUAAUAUAUUCUCAAAUAAUUACAUGAAAUACAAAAAUUCAAAAAAUUACUCUUAGAUAACAAUCAAAUUGAUAUUUUCAAUUUCAGUUAAAAACCAAUAAUUGCCUUGUACUAAGAUUCAUAGAUGAGAAGACGGACAAAGAUUAUCAUUGGAGAUAUUGAUACAAAUUCUUAAGAAUUUGCGUUAUUUAAGUAAUUUACCGACUUAGUGAAUUCAUAUCAAUAAAUUCAGAAAUAGGAAAUGAAAGGGCAAUAUCAAUUAAUUAAUUUAAAUUAACGAUUAUUAUAAUUGCUUGGUUAAGAUUUGUCUGAAAUAUUAGAAAAAGAAAUCGCUUUAAAAGAUCAGAUAAUUUCAUGUGAAGAUGAUAGAAUAAAUCAAUUUCCAUCAGAUUAGGGAUGA
Messenger RNA from Paramecium tetraurelia, 1998 nucleotides. RefSeq lists its product as uncharacterized. NCBI's taxonomy places the organism in Eukaryota, Ciliophora, Oligohymenophorea, Peniculida, Parameciidae. The transcript has 4 exons. Gene Ontology annotation, molecular function: double-stranded DNA binding. Gene Ontology annotation, biological process: reciprocal meiotic recombination. Gene Ontology annotation, cellular component: nucleus. The record is from RefSeq and is a predicted model, not a curated record.